This is a messenger RNA of Aspergillus welwitschiae, 957 nucleotides long. RefSeq names its product CCDC12/cwf18 family protein. The transcript has a single exon. NCBI's taxonomy places the organism in Eukaryota, Fungi, Ascomycota, Eurotiomycetes, Eurotiales, Aspergillaceae. Bases 182 to 793 code for a protein of 203 amino acids. The record is from RefSeq and is a predicted model, not a curated record. Gene Ontology annotation, cellular component: U2-type spliceosomal complex; post-mRNA release spliceosomal complex.
CUAGACUUCAUCAUUACUUUGUCUGAGAUUCUCGGGCGACGCGAGACCCUCUCGAAGAGACUUGGAGUUUUCUGCGGGCAGAAUCAAAAGAAUCAUUCCUCCUUUUACACCCCGUACUCACACCAUAUCGUGAAAACCUCCGCCGCUCGAUUUUUAUAUCCGACCCUCCUCCCCCGCCGUGAUGUCGUCAAAUCAUGCUUCUCUUGAUGCGGCGGCAAAUGAGCGCAAAGCACGCCUUGCAAAGCUUGCCGCGCUGAAGCGCAAACAACCAGAGCCAGAGCCAUUGACCGAAACUGGCGCCGCCGAUGAAGAAUUAGAAGAUGCUGCCCCCGAUGUAACAAAGCAAUACCUCUCCGGGAGGAACUACGACGCAGAAAUGCGCGGCCCAAAGCUGGGUUUCGACACCGCCCCGUCAGAUGGUCAGAUCACCGUGGAAGCGCAGGCUGCAGAGAUCGCAAGGGCCACCGCAGAGCAAGCGAAGAAGGAUGAGGAAGGUGACCAGCCCAUUGACCUCUUCAAGCUACAGCCUAAGAAGCCGAAUUGGGAUUUGAAGCGGGACUUGGAUGAGAAGAUGAACGUCCUCAAUGUUCGAACUCAGAAUGCGAUUGCGAAGCUUGUUCGCCAACGGAUAGAAGAGGCACAACGCGCAGCUCAGGCGAAAGGGACAGGUGCCAAUGGAGGUGAACAGGGCGAAGAAGUGGGCAUUGAAGGUGAUAUGUUGGUUCAGGGCAUUCAUGUCCGUGAGAGGGAAGAAGAGGAGGCAGGCAAUGGUCUGGAGGAUGAUGAGGCAUGAUUUUGAUACCCCAUGGAAAGAUGUAUGGUAGCAGUUGCGAUUCGGUCUCAUCUCUUUGCAUCUUGCUUUUACAGGCGCCCACAGUUGGAGGAUUUGGGACAAGUGUCGCAAGGCGUUGAGGAUCUUUGCAUACGGUUUACUUGGAAAAUUACUUUCAAUGCAUU